Molecule: messenger RNA, 882 nt
Organism: Gossypium arboreum
Lineage: Eukaryota; Viridiplantae; Streptophyta; Magnoliopsida; Malvales; Malvaceae
Exons: 1
Coding region: 1-882 (293 amino acids)
Source: RefSeq, a predicted model, not a curated record
AUGCCACAUCUGGAUACAAGUGAGAUGUCAGUUUCGCCUGCUAUUGAGACUGAGUCUCAGAGUCGUUUGGCUAGGGAUGACGCACUGUCCCAGGCCAUGCUAAGGAUUUUGGAGAGGAACACUGGACCCCAUUCUAGAUUUGGGGGCCGUGGGUCGGUAAUUGAACGACUCCGGUCUAAUUGUGCGAAGCUACUUAGGGGCGUCACUGAAGUCGCCCCUAGUGUGGCUAAGUUUUGGUUGAAGGACAAAGAGAGAAUUAUGAAUGACUUAGACUACAUUCCCGAGCAGAAAUUUAAAGGUGAGGUCUCCUUGCUUCACGACGAGGCAUACCGGUGGCGAUUAACAGUUGAAGAGGGUACUCAGCCUGAUCAUUUGACUUGGGAUUUCUUUAAGACCGCACUUCAGAGUAAGUAUGUGGAAGUGAGCUAUGUGGUUGCUCGUACGGGUGACUUCAUGAAUCUCACGCAAGGGGACAGUUCUGUGGCCGAGUAUGAGGCUAAAUUUUUGAGAUUAAGCCGCUACACUCGAGUUAUGGUGGUGUUUGAGUAUACGAGGUGUGUUCGGUUUGAGGAUGGAUUGAGGGAUAAUCUGAGGGUACUGAUUGCUUCACAGAGGCAGCGUGAGUUCACGGUUCUUGUUGAGAAGGCGAAGAUCGCCGAGGAUGUUAAACGCAUGGAGUGCCAUAACAGAAAUCGUGAAAGAAGCAAGAAUAAAAGGGAUGCAGAGCCUUCUAGUUCUGUUCCGAGGCCUAAGAAAAAGGCCAGCUCUGAUGGGCCAAUUAGAGUGUGGGAUCCUGUUGUUCCAGUUGGGUUGCAACUUUGUGGUAAUUGUGGUAGGUGCCAUCCGAGUGAAUGUUGGAGAAAGAUUGGGGCAUGUUUGUAG